Scheffersomyces stipitis CBS 6054 is the source of this 1644-nucleotide messenger RNA. It is a transcript of the gene SAM2, whose product is annotated as methionine adenosyltransferase. Gene Ontology annotation, cellular component: cytosol. NCBI's taxonomy places the organism in Eukaryota, Fungi, Ascomycota, Pichiomycetes, Serinales, Debaryomycetaceae. The coding region runs from base 76 to 1233 and encodes 385 amino acids. The transcript has a single exon. Gene Ontology annotation, molecular function: ATP binding; methionine adenosyltransferase activity. The record is from RefSeq and is a predicted model, not a curated record. Gene Ontology annotation, biological process: S-adenosylmethionine biosynthetic process.
UUUUGACUUUUUCUACAUAGACAAACUCGUCCGAUCCCGAACUUUUGCUAUAGCUUCAAUCGUUGUCUUCACACCAUGACCACCUCAAGAGAAACUUUCCUUUUCACCUCCGAAUCUGUCGGUGAAGGACACCCAGACAAGAUCUGUGAUCAAGUUUCCGAUGCCAUCUUGGAUGCUUGUUUGGCUGUCGACCCUUUGUCGAAGGUUGCCUGUGAAACUGCUGCCAAGACCGGUAUGAUCAUGGUCUUCGGUGAAAUCACCACCAAGGCCCAGAUUGACUUCCAGAAGGUUAUCAGAGACACCAUCAAGCACAUUGGUUACGAUGACUCUGAAAAGGGUUUUGACUACAAGACCUGUAACGUUUUGGUUGCUAUUGAGCACCAAUCACCUGAUAUUGCCCAAGGUUUGCACUACGAGAAGGCCUUGGAAGAGUUGGGAGCCGGUGACCAGGGUAUUAUGUUCGGUUACGCUACUGACGAAACCGACGAAAAGUUACCUUUGACUUUGCUUUUGGCCCACAAGUUGAACGCUGCUUUGGCUUCUGCUAGAAGAUCCGGUGCUUUGCCAUGGUUGAGACCAGACACCAAGACCCAGGUCACUAUUGAGUACGCCAAGGACGGUGGUGCUGUUAUUCCAUUGAGAGUCGACACCGUUGUCAUCUCUGCUCAGCACGCUGAAGAAAUCUCCACCGAAGACUUGAGAUCUGAAAUUAUCAAGCACAUCAUCCAAAAGGUCGUUCCAGAACAUUUGCUUGAUGACAAGACCGUCUACCACAUCCAACCUUCCGGAAGAUUCGUCAUUGGUGGUCCACAGGGUGACGCUGGUUUGACCGGUAGAAAGAUCAUUGUCGACACCUACGGUGGUUGGGGUGCUCACGGUGGUGGUGCUUUCUCCGGUAAGGAUUUCUCCAAGGUUGACAGAUCUGCUGCUUACGCUGCCAGAUGGGUUGCCAAGUCUUUGGUUAACGCUGGUUUAGCCAGAAGAGCUUUGGUUCAAUUCUCGUACGCCAUCGGUGUCGCUGAACCAUUGUCCAUCUACGUUGACACUUACGGUACCUCCAAGUACUCUUCUGAACAAUUGGUCGAAAUCAUCAAGGCCAACUUUGACUUGAGACCAGGUGUGAUUGUCAAGGAAUUGGACUUGGCCAGACCAAUCUACUUCAAGACUGCUUCCUACGGACACUUCACCAACCAAGAAAACCCAUGGGAACAACCAAAGAAGUUGAAGUUCUAAACGACUCGUAGAAUUCUGCCAAGCAUACAAGUUUGAUGUGUUUCUACUGUUUUUUUUCACUUCCCCUUCUUUACUUCUUGAAAAAAAAGGAACAUAUAAUACUUAAUGACUAAUGUAAUGAAUGACUCAUACGAGCAAUUGUCACUACGCCAAUUGCUCUGAGAUCAACGCUCAACUCGUUGAUCUUGUUGCAAACUAAUAUUUUUAUUGUUUCACAUCUGUGUUAAUAGCAGCCUGCUUCCUUCACUUUUUAUUCACCACUUUUUCCACCAUUUUUACUCCGGUAUGUUUUUGUUUUUUGAUAAAGGAUAGAGUUUUUUAUUGCAUUAAAUUGGGGUCCUCAACGGACAAUUAAGGUUAUAGUCUAUUCAAGUAGAUUUUAUAGAUAAAAGUAAAUCUGCUUGAGUAUCC